AGAAGACCGUUUCGUCGUGAAGUAUGGAACCUGGCAGAAGUUACUAUUACGAUAUCAAUAAAAAGUUACUCAUGGUAAUCGGCCAGUGGCCCUAUCAGAAGCCUAAAGACAGAAUGAUUGCCUUUGCAUUUACAAUGGUACUUGCAGUCUUUGCAUUCUUUCCACAGACGGCAAGAAUUUUCAUAUGCGAAAACGCGCAGUGUAUCUACGAAACUUUACCACUAUAUAUGUUAUGUGUGGGAGUUGUAUUGAAAAUGUUCACAUAUCAAUUUAACAGUCGGAAAAUUAAAGAUCUCACAGAUCGCUUAUUCGUAGACUGGGAAAUGCUCCAAACUAAGGAAGAACACGACAUUAUGAGAAAAUAUGCCGAAACAGGCAGAUGGUAUGCGCUGAUAUACUGCUCAUUUAUUUAUGUGGGUACCGUUAUAUUUGCAACAACCGCUCUCGUGCCACGCAUCUUGGAUGUACUGUUUCCAUUGAAUACAUCCCGUCCUGUAAUGCUCCCAUAUCCGGCAUACUAUUUCGUUGACGAAAAUCAAUAUUUCUACUAUAUUUUUUGCCAUGAGUUAUUUACCGGCUGUAUAGGUAUGACUGGAUUAAUCGCGCACGAUACAACGUUUUUCGUUUACGUCGAACACGUCUGCGGUCUUUUCGCCAUCGUUGGAUUUAGAUUUGAGCAUGUGUCACAUAAACGUAGUACUAUGGAAAAAAAUAUGCUCAAUCAUCCGGAUGCCGUGUAUCACAAGAAUAUUGUGAUUUCGAUUUACGCUCAUCAUAAGGCUUUACAGUGAGUGUGUAACAAACGUAGUAUAUAUUUCUCUUGUUAAUCCUAAUGUAAAUUUAAUAAUCUUUGAUAAACCAUGAUAGAUUACG
Messenger RNA from Temnothorax curvispinosus, 873 nucleotides. RefSeq lists its product as uncharacterized. Bases 24 to 791 code for a protein of 255 amino acids. Gene Ontology annotation, molecular function: olfactory receptor activity; odorant binding. Lineage: Eukaryota; Metazoa; Arthropoda; Insecta; Hymenoptera; Formicidae. Gene Ontology annotation, cellular component: plasma membrane. The record is from RefSeq and is a predicted model, not a curated record. Gene Ontology annotation, biological process: sensory perception of smell; detection of chemical stimulus involved in sensory perception of smell. The transcript is spliced from 5 exons.